GUGGCGCCAUAAGGGUCGGUAGGCUUUUGUCUUGUUUCUGAGGUGUUCUUUGGGUUCCCCGUAAUAUUUUAAGAGGAAAGACCUUAAACUUCCUUUUUCCCUGAUUGUGGUAUCUGGGUGUAACCUUUCCCUCAUGUUGGUGGUCACUUUGUGUUAUCAUAAGGUCUAGAAUCCUGGUCAGAGAAAAGCCGUAACUAAGGGAGAACUCGGAGGCGACGCUGGGAAAACGCCCGGAGUUACAGAAACUGACUUCUACGAUUAGAGCCGCCAGCUCUCCUGACAGAAAAAAGGUUUGAGAAGAAUGAAACAGUGAAGUAUUUGUCCUUGGUGUUUCAAGGGACAGCUUCACAAACAGACCAGAAAAGGUCUGUUCUUUGAUGAUCAUGAAGAUCACAACUCGUGGCACUCCAGUAGGAGGGAAUGAAGGUCAGGGACAGACUCCUGAUGGACAGUCUCAGUCUUCUUUCCAACAAAACCAGAUGUCAUCAUCUGAUUCUUCCAAUGAGAAUUCACCAAUAACUCCACCAGAUGAACAAGGCCAAGGUGAUGCUCCACCACAGCUUGAAGAAGAAGAUCCUUCAUUUCCUCAUGCUGACCUGGCAAAGCUGGAAAGCAUGAUCAGCAGGUCCCGAUGGGUGGUUCCUGUUUUGCCAAAGGGUGAAUUAGAAGUACUUCUAGAAGCUUCAAUUGAUCUUAGUAAAAAAGGCCUUGAUGCUAAAAGUGAAGCAUGUCAGCGUUUUUUUCGUGAUGUUUUAACUGUGUCUUUUACAAAAAUCCUAACGGAUGAGACAAUGAGUGGAUGGAAGUUUGAAAUUCAUAGGUAUAUUAUUAACAAUACCCAUCGCCUGGUGGAGCUUUGUGUGGCUAAGUUGUCUCAGGAUUGGUUUCCAUUUCUAGAGCUACUAGCCAUGGCUUUAAAUCCUCAUUGCAAAUUUCAUGUCUUUAAUGGUUCACGUCCAUGUGAAUCACUGUCAAGUGUUCAGCUUCCUGAAGAUGAACUCUUUGCCUGUUCUCCAGACCAACGUGUACCAAAAGGUUGGUUAGUGGAUCUCAUUAACACAUUUGGCACACUGAAUGGUUUCCAGAUUUUGCUUGAUUGUUUCAUUAGUGGAUCAACAUUAAAUAUUCACAUAAUUGCAGCUCUUAUUAAGCCAUUUGGACAGUGCUAUGAGUUUCUCACUCAAUAUACAUUAAGAAAGUACUUUAUUCCAGUUAUAGAAAUAGUUCCACAGUUAAUACAAAAAUUAACAAAUGAAGAACUGAGAAGGGAAGCAAAGACUGAAGUGAAAAAUGAUGCCAUUUCAGUGAUUAUUAAAUUUCUAAAAAAAUUAGCUUCAAGAAUUCCGGGACAAGAAGAAACUAUUAAAAAUUUAGAAAUAUUUAGGUUAAAAAUGAUACUCAGAUUGCUGCAGAUUUCUUCUUUUAAUGGAAAGAUGAAUGCACUUAAUGAAAUUAACAAGGUGCUAUCAAGUGUGUCAUAUUAUGGUAAUUCUGAGGAAGAGUGGCUAACCGCUGAGCAAAUGGCUGAGUGGAUACAGGAAAACAAUAUCUUAUCCGUAGUCUUACAAGAUAGUCUUCAUCAACCACAGUAUGUGGAAAAGCUAGAGAAGAUUCUUCGUUUUGUAAUUAAAGAAAAGGCUCUUACUUUACAGGAUCUUAAUAAUAUCUGGGCAGCACAGGCUGGAAAACAUGAAGCCAUUGUGAAGAAUGUACAUGACUUACUAGCAAAAUUGGCUUGGGAUUUUUCUGCUGAACAACUUGACCACCUUUUUGACUGCUUUAAGUCAAGCUGGACAAGUGCAAGUAAAAAACAACGUGAAAAGCUCCUUGAACUGAUAAGUCGUCUCGCAGAAGAAGAUAAGGAUGGUAUGAUGGCACAGAAAGUAUUGAAUCUUCUUUGGAAUCUAGCCCACAGUGAUGAUGUACCCAUAGAUAUUAUGGAUCUGGCUCUCAGUGCACAUAUAAAAAUACUUGAUUAUAGUUGUUCCCAGGAUCGAGAUAUACAAAAAAUCCAAUGGAUAGACUGCUUCAUAGAAGAACUUAGAGCAAAUAAUAAAUGGGUUAUUCCUGCACUGAAACAAAUAAAAGAGAUUUGUACUUUGUUUGCUGAAGCUCCUCAACAUUUAAGUUCUAAUUUCAGUCAAACUCAUCGAAGUCCACAUGUAUUUUAUCGUCAUCACUUAAUUAGCCAGCUUCAACAUAAUCACUCUUUAGUUACUGUGGUAGCAGAAAACCUUGCAUCCUAUAUGAACAGCAUAAGAUUAUAUGCCAAAGAUCAUGAAGACUAUGACCCACAGACUGUACGACUAGGAAGUCGAUACAGUCAUGUUCAAGAAGUUCAAGAACGGCUUAAUUUCCUCAGAUUUUUACUGAAGGAUGGUCAACUCUGGCUGUGUGCUCCCCAGGCAAAACAAAUAUGGAACUGCUUAGCAGAGAACGCAGUUUACUUUAGUGAUAGGGAAGCUUGUUUUAUGUGGUAUUCCAGGUUAAUGGGAGAUGAACCGGACUUAGAUCCUGAUAUCAGUAAGGAAUUUUUUGAAAGUAAUGUUCUUCAGCUCGAUCCUUCUCUAUUAACUGAAAAUGGAAUACAGUGUUUUGAAAGGUUUUUUAAAGCUGUUAAUUGUCGAGAAGGGAAACUAAUGGUAAAAAGAAGAGUCUAUAUGAUGGAUGAUUUGGACCUAAAAGGAUUAGACUAUCUUUGGAAGGUUGUGAUUCAGAGUAGUGACUAUAUUUCGACCAGGGCAAUAGAUCUCCUUAAAGAGAUAUACACAAACCUUGGUCCGACAUUACAGGCUAACCAGGUAGUUAUUCAUGAAGACUUUCUUCAAUCUUGCUUUGAUCGCUUGAAAGCCUCAUAUGAUACAUUGUGUGUUUUGGAUGGUGAUAAAGACAGUACUGUUAGCUGUGCAAGACAAGAAGCCAGCCAAAUGGUUCGCAUAUUAAUGGUUUUAAGGGAGUACAUACGAGAAUGUGACAGUGAUUAUCAUGAGGAAAGAAUGAUUCUACCUAUGUCAAGAGCAUUUCGUGGAAAACACUUGUCUCUUACAGUUCGAUUUCCAAACCAGAGCAGACAAGUUGAAGAUUUAGACAUACUGUCUCAUACAAAUGAUACCAUCGGUUCUGUGCGGCGCUGCAUUCUCAAUCGUGUUAAUGCCAACAUAGCACAUACAAAAAUUGAACUGUUUGUAGGUGGAGAGUUGAUAGAUUCUGAAGAUGACAGAAAGUUAGUGGAACAAUUAAAUUUGAAAGAUAAAUCACUAAUUACGGCACAGUUUAUACAAAUAAAUUCCAACGUGCCUUCAAGUCCUGAUAGCUCAUCUGAUUCUUCAGCUGGAUCUCCUGGAAACCACUGUCAUAACUACAGUGAUUAUCCCAGUCCAAAAAUGGAAAGUUGUUUACCUGGGGUGAUAAUGUCACUGCAGCCCAGAUAUAUAACUUUCCUAUGGCAAGUUGCAGAUUUAGGUAGCACGUUGACUAUACCAGCUAUUAGAGAUGGAGCAAGAGUACUUAUGAAACUUAUGCCACCAGAUAGCACAACUAUAGAAAAAUUAAGAGCUGCAUGUUCAGACCACUUAAAUCAUGGAGAAAGCCAACUUAAUGAAUCUCUUGACUCACUUUUUUUUGGUUCUUCUGCUUCCCAAGUACUAUAUUUAACAGAGGUAGUUUACAUCUUAUUAAUGCCUGCUGGUGGACCUUUAGCUGAUAUUUCCUCUGACUUUCAGUAUCAUUUCCUAAAAAGUGGUGGUUUACGCCUCGUUCUGAGUAUGUUGGUAAAAAAUAACUUCCUACCAAAUACAGAUGUUGAAACUCGUAGAGAUGCUUACUUCAGUGCUCUUAAAAUAGCCAAACUCUUGCUAACUGCCAUUGGCUAUGGCCAUGUCCAGGCUGUAGCAGAAGCAUGUCAGCCUGUUCCCGAUGGUACAGAUCCUAAAACACCGAUUAACCAGGUCACUCAUGAUCAAGCCGUGGUGCUACAAAAUGCCCUUCAGAGCAUUCCUAAUCCUACAUCUGAGUGCAUGCUUAGAAAUGUAUCAGUUCGUCUUGCUCAACAAAUAUCUGGUUUGGCCUCAAAAUAUAUACCUGAUAUUUGUGUUAUUAGAGCUAUGCAAAAAAUUGUCUGGGCGUCAGGAUGUGGAUCAUUAGAGCUAGUAUUUAGUCCAAAUGAAGAGAUCAUAAGAACUUAUGAGAUGACUACCGGAAAUAGAAGUCAUCCAGCAGUUCAGGAUGAACAAGUUUGCUGUGAAGCCCUGGAAGUGAUGACCUUAUGUUUUGCUUUAAUUCCAACAGCUUUGAGUUCACUUAGUAAGGAAAAGACCUGGCAAUCAUUUGUCAUUGACUUACUAUUAUACUGUCCUAGCAAAACUAUCCGGCAGUUGGCCCAGGAGCAGUUCUUUUUAAUGUAUACCAGAUGUUGCAUGGGUCAGAGAACUUUGCUAUUCUUCGUUACUCUACUGUUUACCAUUUUGGGGAGUGCAGAAACUGAGAGGGGGAAACAGUCAGAUGACUACUUCACACUUUUAAGGCGUCUUCUUAUUUAUGCUUACAACAGCAGUAUUCAUGUACCAAAUACUGAUGUUCUUCUCAACAAUGAAAUUGAUUGGCUUAAAAGAAUUAGGGAUUAUGUUAAAAACUCGGGAGAAAAAGGUGUAGAAGAUCCAAUCUUGGAAGGCCAUCUGGGAGUAACAAAAGAGUUACUGUCCUUUCAAACUCCUGAGGAAAAGUAUCAAAUUGGUUGUAAAAAAGGAGGUUUUAAUCUUGUUAAAGAAUUAAUUGAUGAUUUCAUCUUUCCUGCAUCAAAAGCUUACCUUCAAUACUCAAGGAGUGGGGAAUUACCAGCCAAGCAAGCUGUUCCAGUCUGUAAUUCACCAGCUACAAUUAAUGCUGGUUUUGAACUACUCGUAGCUUUGGCGUUUGGCUGCGUGAGGAAUCUUAACCAGAUAGUAAACUGUUUGACUGAAAUGUAUUAUUUAGGCACAUCAAUAACUACUUGUGAAACAACCGAGUGGGAAUAUUUACCACCUGUUGGACCCCGUCCACCAAAAGGAUUUGUGGGACUCAAAAAUGCCGGUGCAACUUGUUAUAUGAACUCUGUACUUCAACAGCUGUACAUGAUUCCUUCAAUCAGGAACAGCAUUCUUGCAAUUGAAAGCAUAGGAAAUGAUAUAAAUGAUGAUAUAUUCAAGGAUGAGAGGCAGGACAGUGAGAAUAAUGUUGAUCUCAGAGAUGAUGUAUUUGGAUAUCCUCAUCAAUUUGAAGACAAACCUACAUUGAGUAAAGUAGACGAUAGAAAAGAGUACAACAUUGGUGUCUUAAAACACCUUCAGAUAACCUUUGGACAUUUAGCUUCUUCUCAAUUACAAUACUAUGUGCCCAGAGGAUUUUGGCAACAAUUCAGGCUCUGGGGUGAACCUAUUAAUCUACGUGAGCAACAUGAUGCAUUAGAGUUUUUUAAUUCUUUGGUGGAUAGUUUAGAUGAGGCUUUUAAAGCUUUAGGACAUCCAGCUAUGCUGAAUAAAGUCCUUGGAGGAUCCUUUGCUGAUCAAAAGAUUUGCCAAGGCUGCCCACAUAGGUAUGAAUGUGAAGAAUCUUUUACAACUUUGAAUGUAGAUAUUAGAAAUCACCAAAAUCUUCUUGAUUCUUUGGAACAGUAUAUUAAAGGAGACUUACUAGAGGGUGCAAAUGCAUAUCAUUGUGAAAAAUGUGAUAAAAAGGUUGAUACAGUAAAGCGCUUACUGAUUAAAAAACUACCUUCUGUACUUGCCAUCCAACUGAAACGAUUUGAUUAUGACUGGGAAAGAGAAUGUGCAAUCAAAUUCAAUGAUUACUUUGAAUUUCCCAGAGAACUGGAUAUGGAACCUUAUACAGUAGCAGGUGUCACAAAACUCGAAGAUGACUGUGUAGAUCCACAGACUCAUUUGAUUAAGCAGAAUGAGCAGUCUGAAAGUGUAAUAUCAGGAUGUACGAAAUACAGACUUGUUGGUGUGCUUGUACACAGUGGUCAAGCAAAUGGUGGACAUUAUUAUUCCUAUAUCAUUCAAAGAAAUGGUAAAGACAGUAAGAGAGGUCGCUGGUUCAAAUUUGAUGAUAGAGAUGUAACAGAAUGUAAAAUGGAUGAUGAUGAAGAAAUGAAAAAUCAGUGCUUUGGUGGAGAAUAUAUGGGAGAAGUAUUUGAUCAAAUGAUGAAACGCAUGUCAUAUAGACGACAGAAAAGGUGGUGGAAUGCUUAUAUCCUUUUUUAUGAACGGAUGGAUGUAGCUGAUGAAAAUGAGACAUCAGAGUUAAUAGUCAACAGACCUCAUCAGAUUAUGUCACCAGCCAUUGAAAGAAGUGUGUGGAAACAGAAUAUAAAAUUCCUCCAUAACCAAAUGCAGUAUAGCUUAGAAUAUUUUCAGUUUAUUAAAAAGCUGCUUACAUGUAAUGCUGUGUUUUUAAAGCCUACUCCAGGACAAGAUUGCUUAUUACCUGAAGCAGAAGAUAUCACCAUGAUUAGCAUUCAGCUUGCUGCUAGAUUCCUCUUUACUACUGGAUUUCAUACUAAGAAAAUAGUCCGUGGCCAUGCCAAUGACUGGUAUGAUGCACUCUGUAUUCUCCUCCGUCACAGCAAGAAUGUACGCUUUUGGUUUGUUCAUAAUGUCCUUUUUAAUGUUUCAAAUCGUUUCUCUAAGUACCUUCUGGAAUGUCCAAGUGCAGAAAUAAGAGGUACAUUUGCAAAGCUUAUUGUAUUUAUUGCACAUUUUUCUUUGCAAGAUGGAUCGUGUCCUUCACCUUUUUCAUCACCUUUUGCAACUCCAGCACCUUAUAGUCAGAUCUGUGAUAAUAUAAGCUUGAGUGAUCAUUUACUAAAAGCAGUAUUAAAUCUCUUGAGAGGGGAGGUUUCUGAACAUGGACGACAUUUACAACAGUAUUUCCAUUUAUUUAUAAUGUAUGCCAAUUUAGGUUUGGCAGAAAAGACUCAGCUUCUACAACUGAAUGUACCUGCAACCUUUAUGCUUGUGUCUUUGGAUGAAGGACCAGGCCCUCCAAUUAAAUACCAGUAUGCUGAAUUAGUCAAGUUAAACUCAGUAGUGUCUCAGCUGAUCCGGUGUUGCUGUGUCUCCUCAAGGACACAGUCUUCAAUUAGUGGUAAUCUCCCUCUACCAAAUCCUUUUGGUGACCCAAAUUUAUCGCAGCCUAUAAUGCCAAUUCAACAAAGUGUUGCUGACAUUUUAUUUUUGAAAAACACUUAUAUGAAGAAAAUUAUUGAAGACUGCAGCAACUCAGAGGAAACAAUCAAAUUACUUCGCUUCUGUUGCUGGGAGAAUCCUCAGUUUUCAUCUUCUCUUCUCAGUGAAUUGCUUUGGCGGGUUACAUAUUCAUACACAUAUGAACUUCGACCUCACUUGGAUCUACUUUUGCAAAUUAUUCUUAUUGAGGACUCAUGGCAAACUCACAGAAUUCAUAAUGCACUUAAAGGAAUUCCAAACGAUCGAGAUGGACUGUUUGAUACAAUCCAGCGCUCUAAAAAUCACUAUCAAAAACGAGCCUAUCAAUGUAUAAAAUGGAUGGUAACUCUUUUUGACAGUUGUCCUGUUGCCUAUGAGAUCUUACAGGGUAACGGAGAUCUUAAAAAAAAGUGGACAUGGGCAGUGGAAUGGCUUGGAGAUGAACUUGAAAGACCGUAUUCUGGCAGUCCUCACUACACUUACAGCAGCUGGUCUCCUUCAGUACAAAGCAAUGAAACAGCAAAUGGUUGUUUUUUAGAGAGAUCUCAUAGUGCAAGAAUGACACUUGUAAAAGCUUGUGAGCUUUACCCAGAAGAGGACCCUUAUGACCAAGAUGCCCCAGAUGAGCGUGAGUCAUCUGCACCACAAGAUAAACCAUUUUGUGUUUAUUCACACAGCUCUCAAUAUCAAGAGAAUUAUGUACCUGAAGAGUUAUAUUCAUGUCCAGCAGCACAUCAUUUGAAUAACCCUCAGAAAAAUGAUGAACCACAAGAAACUUAUGAAAGCAUUGAAGAAGUAUCUUCAGCUCUAAUAAAGGAUCAGUAAUACACGAAUAAUUAUGGUUUUUUUUUUGUGUUCGUGCAUUCAAAACGUUUUCUAGUAUUUAGUAUUUUACUAGUAUUUAGUUUUAGUAUUUAAAACAUAAGAAUAUUUUCAAACAAACAUGGAGUGGAAAGAAUUUACUGUGAUUAUAUAAUUCACCUGUGGUGAAAUAUAUGUUUUAUGUUAACUGUCCAAUACUAACAUGAAAAAGAUGUAUAAAAUAUACUGUUAUUCAAGAUAGUGACUACACAUUAUUUUUGCUGUACCAAAGUGUGUUGAAGCAAAAUAGAAGAACUAGAUAUAUAGAUAGUUAAGCACAUUGAUUGAUAAAUUUUGGUAGAAUUUAUUAGGUUAAGCUUCAAAAACUUAUGUGGUAUUGUAAAUAAGUGGAUGUCAUCAGAAUCCAUAACAUGUAGAAAUGUCAUUUUCCAAGGUGUCUUUGGAAGCAGCAGUUACCAUAUUUCUUUGUCCAGCCUUCAAAAUCUACUAUUGUCAGAUAGAAACUACUUAAUGAAAAUAUUUUUCAGGUAUAAUUUCAGACUGAAGAACUUUCAAAUUUACACUGUUUUUUUAAAUGUUAACUUUUUAAUAUGUGCAGUAUUUUGGAAGGUCUCUUAAAAACAAGUAGUCCUAUAAACAACAUUA
Molecule: messenger RNA, 8669 nt
Organism: Meriones unguiculatus (Mongolian gerbil)
Lineage: Eukaryota; Metazoa; Chordata; Mammalia; Rodentia; Muridae
Product: probable ubiquitin carboxyl-terminal hydrolase FAF-X
Exons: 46
Coding region: 378-8027 (2549 amino acids)
Biological process (GO): cell migration; protein deubiquitination
Cellular component (GO): nucleus; cytosol
Molecular function (GO): cysteine-type deubiquitinase activity; cysteine-type endopeptidase activity
Source: RefSeq, a predicted model, not a curated record